This is a messenger RNA of Penicillium coprophilum, 201 nucleotides long. RefSeq lists its product as uncharacterized. The transcript is spliced from 2 exons. NCBI's taxonomy places the organism in Eukaryota, Fungi, Ascomycota, Eurotiomycetes, Eurotiales, Aspergillaceae. The record is from RefSeq and is a predicted model, not a curated record. Bases 1 to 201 code for a protein of 66 amino acids.
AUGGAGGUUAUAAUCCAGGUACGAUCCGGCGCCUCAAUGGCAACAGCGCAACAGCGCAGCAAUGAUCUCUUGAGAGCGAGUGUGGUUCAAAGAGAGAUGUGUAGGAGAAUGUCCCCAGUGUUAUCGACUAUCCAGGAGAUAUUUUUGGUGCAGAAUUUGAUUGGAGGUGCCAAUGAUGCGGGCUGUGAAAGGGCGACUUAG